AUGGGUCAAAGGGGGCGGCAGCGCCCAGGGCCAAAGGGGUCAAAGGGGUCAAAGGGGGCGGCAGCGCCCAGGGCCAAAGGGGGCGGCAGCGCCCAGGGCCAAAGGGGGCGGCAGCGCCCAGGGCCAAAGGGGGCGGCAGCGCCCAGGGCCAAAGGGGGCGGCAGCGCCCAGGGUCAAAGGGGCGGCAGCGCCCAGAGCCAAAGGGGGGGGCAGCGCCCAGGGUCAAAGGGGGCGGCAGCGCCCAGGGUCAAAGGGGGCGGCAGCGCCCAGGGUCAAAGGGGGCGGCAGCGCCCAGGGUCAAAGGGGGCGGCAGCGCCCAGGGUCAAAGGGGGCGGCAGCGCCCAGGGUCAAAGGGGGCGGCAGCGCCCAGGGUCAAAGGGGGCGGCAGCGCCCAGGGUCAAAGGGGGCGGCAGCGCCCAGGGUCAAAGGGGGCGGCAGCGCCCAGGGUCAAAGGGGGCGGCAGCGCCCAGGGUCAAAGGGGGCGGCAGCGCCCAGGGUCAAAGGGGGCGGCAGCGCCCAGGGUCAAAGGGGGCGGCAGCGCCCAGGGCCAAACGGGUCAAAGGGGGCGGCAGCGCCCAGGGCCAAAUGGGCCGAGGGGGCAGUCACCAGAGGCAAAUGGGCCGAGGGGGGCAGUCACCAGAGAACCCAGAAACAAAUGGGGUUAAUGGCAGAACCCAGAAACAAAUGGGGUCAAGGGAAGAACCCAAAAACAAAUGGGGUCAAGGGAAGAACCCAGAAACAAAUGGGGUCAAGGGAAAAACCCAGAAACAAAUGGGGUCAAGGGAAAAACCCAGAAACAAAUGGGCCAAUGGCAGAACCCAGAAACAAAUGGGCCAAUGGCAGAAACCAGAAACAAAUGAGCCAAUGGCAGAACCCAGAAACAAAUGGGCCAAUAGCAGAACCCAGAAACAAAUGGGCCAAUGGCAGAACCCAGAAACAAAUGGGCCAAUGGCAGAACCCAGAAACAAAUGGGCCAAUGGCAGAACCCAGAAACAAAUGGGGUCAAUGGCAGAACCCAGAAACAAAUGGGGUCAAAUGGCAGAACCCAGAAACAAAUGGGUCAAGGGCAGAACCCAGAAGCAAAUGGGGUCAAUGGCAGAACCCAGAAGCAAAUGGGGUCAAGGGCAGAACCCAGAAGCAAAUGGGUCAAGGGCAGAACCCAGAAGCAAAUGGGUCAAGGGCAGAACCCAGAAGCAAAUGGGUCAAGGGCAGAACCCAGAAGCAAAUGGGUCAAGGGCAGAACCCAGAAGCAAAUGGGUCAAGGGCAGAACCCAGAAGCAAAUGGGUCAAGGGCAGAACCCAGAAGCAAAUGGGUCAAGGGCAGAACCCAGAAACAAAUGGGUCAAGGGCAGAACCCAGAAACAAAUGGGUCAAGGGCAGAACCCAGAAACAAAUGGGUCAAGGGCAGAACCCAGAAACAAAUGGGUCAAGGGCAGAACCCAGAAACAAAUGGGUCAAGGGCAGAACCCAGAAACAAAUGGGUCAAGGGCAGAACCCAGAAACAAAUGGGUCAAGGGCAGAACCCAGAAACAAAUGGGUCAAGGGCAGAACCCAGAAACAAAUGGGUCAAGGGCAGAACCCAGAAACAAAUGGGUCAAGGGCAGAACCCAGAAACAAAUGGGUCAAGGGCAGAACCCAGAAACAAAUGGGUCAAGUGAACCUACAGCCAAAUGGGACAAUAAGCCAAAUAGAGCAAAAGUGUGCCUGGAUAAAGAGAGAUGA
Procambarus clarkii (red swamp crayfish) is the source of this 1722-nucleotide messenger RNA. The record is from RefSeq and is a predicted model, not a curated record. Lineage: Eukaryota; Metazoa; Arthropoda; Malacostraca; Decapoda; Cambaridae.